This is a messenger RNA of Harmonia axyridis, 845 nucleotides long. RefSeq lists its product as uncharacterized. The coding region runs from base 24 to 728 and encodes 234 amino acids. The transcript is spliced from 3 exons. NCBI's taxonomy places the organism in Eukaryota, Metazoa, Arthropoda, Insecta, Coleoptera, Coccinellidae. The record is from RefSeq and is a predicted model, not a curated record.
ACAGAAUUUCACAAUAAACGUCAAUGACAGAACAAUCAAUGAGCUCCAAAAAUAUGUUCCUAGUCAUUCUAGUCUUGAAUCUCCCUAAUAUCGUGCACCUCCUUGAGAUACAGGUAGAUUCUAAGGACAAAAGGGAGGUAUGCGCUGAACGGAUGAAUUGUAUCUCUAGUAAUAUUGCUCUUAAAGCCGCUGCAGAAGCUAAGGCUGCCGAAAAUGCACAGUUUGGCGCUGCCAACCGAGCAGCUUUUAAAAUAAAAGAACAGCUGGCAGAGAAGGCUUUCGAGGCUGCUAAAGCUGCACAGGCCGCAGCUGCAGUGAAAUCAGCUUUGGUUGAAGAAAUUAUGAGGGAAACAGAAGCUGUCAAAGUAGUGAUACUGGAAUUAAUGAGGAGUAAGAGGAGGAUUGAACAGGCUAUUGAGGGACAGUUGAGAGCUCUGCAAAGCGAUAAAUCGGCUUUUAACAUUCUUGUGACAGCUCUACAUGUGGCACAAGGUACUUGUGCGAAUGCAGAUUCAGCUUUGGGAGGUAUUCAUAACGAUUUGCUUGAAAAAGAAAGGAUACUUCAGAGUGCUCUUUAUCGCACUAAUGUUCUCGCUACAGAAGAGCAAUGCGCAAGGCAAGAUUUGGCAACUACGAAGUGUGCAGCAAGAAAUGCAUUGAUUGCAGCUAAUGCAGCUAGGGCUAAUGCUAUGAGGGUAAAGCGUUCGGAGGUGGCUCACAACACUUAAGCUUUCAGGAACGUCUAUAUUAAGAAUAUUUCUAUAUUAUACUUUAUACUGUUUCAACAUAUCACAAUUUUAUAUUUUUAUGUUAUGAAACUUAAAUUAAAAUCUACCUUUUAUUGA